AUGACAUUCGAGGCUGGUGAGCAAGCACUUCUAAAGGUAUCACCCAUUAAAAAGGUGAUGAGAUUUGGUAAGAAGGGAAAACUCAGUCCUCGUUACAUUAGCUCUUUUGAAAUUCUUGAUUAUGUGGGGCCAGUGGCAUACAAGUUGUCCUUACCACCUAGCUUGUCUGGAGUACGCCUGGUGUUCCAUGUGUCUAUGCUGAAAGAGUACCAUGGGUAUGGGGACUAUAUCAUCAUAUGGGACUCGGUAUUAUUAGACAAGGAACUUCAGUAUGAAAAAGAGCCAGUUGUAAUUCCUGAUUUUGACGUCCAAAAAUUGAGGACUAAGGAGAUUAAUAUGGUUAAAGUGCAAUGGAAAUAUCAUUCGGUAGAGAAAGCUACUUGGAAGACUGAAAAAUACAUGCGAGACAAGUAUCCUCAACUGUUUGACGAAUACUACUAUAUCUUUACUUUAGCCCUAUUUUCCUUAGUUAGUCACUCGGGGACAAGCGAUGGGUAA
Molecule: messenger RNA, 498 nt
Organism: Solanum dulcamara
Lineage: Eukaryota; Viridiplantae; Streptophyta; Magnoliopsida; Solanales; Solanaceae
Exons: 1
Coding region: 1-498 (165 amino acids)
Source: RefSeq, a predicted model, not a curated record